This is a messenger RNA of Paramecium pentaurelia, 1525 nucleotides long. Lineage: Eukaryota; Ciliophora; Oligohymenophorea; Peniculida; Parameciidae. The record is from the annotation of a GenBank genome assembly.
GAUGCAUAUUUCUAAAAAAGCACAUUCAUCUUUAAAUCUUGUCAACAAUGACCUAUUGUAGACUCCAGAUAAAAAACCCUAGAAUCAUGUUAAUAAUUCAAACAAGCAAGAAGAUAGCACAAUGAAAGAGUCAAUGGUAGUAGAUGUGUUGAUUUAUAAUCAUCCUCCAAACCUUUAGAAAUUAAUUCCUGUCUCACAAAUUUUUGGAGCAUAUAAAAGAUUAAAAAAUGUUAUAACAAGAACGCCAACUUAAAAAUCAAUGAAAUUAUCAGAAUAAUUUGAAGCUAAUGUUUAUAUCAAAAGGGUAAAUAAAAUAUAUAAUUUUAGGAAGAUUUGCAGAUUGUUAGAAGUUAUAAGUUAAGAGGAGCGUAUAAUAAAAUAAUAUCUAUACCAGAAAGUGAAAGACAUCGUACUGUAUUUUGUUCUAGUGCUGGUAAUCAUGCUUAGGGUGUUGCCUAUGUAUGUAAUUUAUUGAAAAUAAACUGUGUUAUUUACAUGCCAACAAGUACACCUAAUAUUAAGUUUAAUGCUGUCAAGUAAUAUUAAAUUCAUAUUAAGAUCUUGGGGAAAACAAUAUGUUUAGAUUGAAUUGAUUGGAGAUACAUUUGAUGAGAGUUUUAGAGCAAGUAAAGAAAGAUGCAAUAAUGAAAACGGUAUAUAUGUACAUGCUUUUGAUGAUGAGAAAAUUAUAGAAGGUUAAGGAACUAUUGCUGUUGAAAUACUUGAAGAUAUUCCUGAAAAUUAAAUUGACUUUGUUUUCUUUCCUGUUGGAGGUGGAGGAUGUGGAGCAGGAAUUUCAUCUUAUUUUAAAUAAGUUAAUCCUGAAACAAUAAUGAUAGGUGUAGAACCAGAAGGGUAUAUAUAUAUAUUGAUUAUUUAGUUCACCUUCAAUGUAUGAGGCAAUUAAAUAAUAAAAAGUUGUUGAAUUGGAUAGUAUUAACACAUUUGUUGAUGGAGCUGCUAUUAAAAAGUCAGGAGCAAUACCAUUCGAAAUUUUAAAUUCUGUUUUAAAAGAUAUUAUAUUAAUUCCAGAAGGACAUGUUUGUACAACUAUGAUGAAAUUAUUUAAUGAAGAAGGUAUUUUAGUUGAACCUGCUGGGGCUUUAGCAAUAUCAGCCUUAGACAGAUUUAAAGAUGAGAUCAGAGGUAAAACUGUUGUUUGUUUGAUUUCUGGAAGUAACAAUGAUUUAGGAAGAAUGACUGAUAUUAGAAUGCUUUCAGAAAUUCAUUAGGGUCUAUAAUAUUAUAUGUUUGUAAAUUUCUUUUAAAAACCUGGAGCAUUAAAACAGUUUAUUAUACAAUGUUUGGGUAUAUAUAUUAAUCAAUAUAUAAUAUAGGACCAACAGAUGAAAUCACUAAUUUAGAAUACACAAGAAAAAAUAAUAGAGAAAAGGGACCAGCAUUAGUUGGAGUGAAAGUUAAAAAACCUCAAGAUUUUGAGGCAAUUAAAAAUAAAAUGGAAGAAUUAAAAAUUACACUUAGAAUUUUAUAACCAAAUCAAGAGAUUUUCAAAAUGUUAUUGUGA